AUGGCAGCUGCCGUCGCCUCUCUCUUUGGAUACAAACCCAAUGUUCUCGUGGAAAAGAAGCCUGUCAAGGAGCCACCCAAGGCUCUACCAGCUUCAUGGUAUUGCUCGCCAGACUUGUAUGAAUUGGAACGACGGGCUAUCUUUUCCAAGAAGUGGAUUCUGAUCACACACAAGCUCCGCUUCACGAAGCCGGGCGACUACCUGCGGUUUCACGAAGCUGGCUUCUCCUUCUUCUUAUGCCUGGAUCGCGAGGGUAACCUGAAUGGCUUUCACAACAUUUGUCGUCACCGUGCGUUCCCUCUCGUAUCAGAGGACGAAGGCAAUGUCAAAAUUCUGUCUUGCAAGUAUCAUGGAUGGUCCUAUGGCCUAAAUGGCAAACUGGCCAAGGCACCGCGAUUUGACGAUGUCCCCGGAUUUUCCAAAGAAGACCAAAGACUGUUUCCAGUGCAUGUUCAUGUUGAUGCACUUGGUUUUGUCUGGGUGAACCUCGACUCUUCGCCUCGUCCUGUGCCCUGGGAAGAAGAUUUCAAAGGGGUCGACACCCAAGAACGAUUCCAGAAUUUCGACUUCAGCCAGUACAAGUUUGACCAUACAUGGCAGAUGGAUGGUGACUAUAAUUGGAAAACUUUGGCCGAUAAUUACAACGAAUGUUAUCACUGCACAGUCGCACACCCGGACGUCGCAAAUCUCGCGGAUCUCUCGUACUACUACACGGUCUCUACUCCUGGGCAUAUUCAACAUUUCUCUCGGCCAAAGCAAGACAAGGCGGAAGAUGAUAUCAAGAACGCAAGUACCUAUUACUUUCCAAACGCAUGCAUGACUGUCUCCCCUCACUUUUUCUACAUGAUGCGAUGCGUUCCAACUUCGGUAGGGACAUGCUCGAUGGAGUACGAAGUCUACCGACACAAAGAGGCUUCGGACAAGGAAUUCGAGCACAUUGACGGAUUCUUCAAGCGGGUACUAGCCGAAGAUAAGUGGCUUUGCAAUGAAGCCCAGAAAAAUCUUAAUGCCGGUGUUUUCGUCAAUGGCCAACUUCAUCCUGAGCUGGAAAGUGCACCGCUUUUCUUUCAAAAUACUGUCCGGGACUUGCUCCUCAAUCAUCGAAAGGAAGAGCAGAGAGAACAGCGAGAAAUUUGGCCCGCUCGUCAGCAUUCGGCUGGAUCAGCCACUGCGGAAGAUAUUAAUUUCUGUUCAGGAUUGGCAUGUUCGGCGGAGGGUAAUAGCAAGUUAGAGUGGUAG
Molecule: messenger RNA, 1239 nt
Organism: Penicillium cataractarum
Lineage: Eukaryota; Fungi; Ascomycota; Eurotiomycetes; Eurotiales; Aspergillaceae
Product: iron-sulfur cluster-binding protein, rieske family domain protein
Exons: 2
Coding region: 1-1239 (412 amino acids)
Molecular function (GO): 2 iron, 2 sulfur cluster binding; iron ion binding
Source: RefSeq, a predicted model, not a curated record